AGGCAGUUGGCAUUACCACAGGACUGCUGCUGUUCUCAUGGGUCUUUCUAAUUCCAGCUCAUUCUUGCUGAUUACCUGCGUCUUGGUGCUAUCAUUUUUAAUACCUGAAUUACUUGCUUCCUAUGGAGACCAGGACGACCGAUUCCAACUAUGUGCAGCAAAGUGCAUCAACAGAGACUGUAAAUCCACCCCAUCCACUAAGCACCUAUCUCUGAUACUAAGGCUUAUGCAGUGGGACUGUCCACAAGAUUGCAGAUAUCACUGCAUGCACCUACAAACACAGAUAAACCAACAAAACAACGAGCCCAUCGAGCAGUAUUAUGGCAAGUGGCCGUUUGUGCGUAUCCUGGGCAUGCAGGAGCCUGCAUCUGUCGUCUUUUCUAUAUUGAAUGGAUUACAACACUAUAAAGGCUGGCAGAAAUUCACUCGAGGUACCAAACACUCCCAUUAUCCUUAUAUCACUCUCAUGAGGAUCAAUGGGUUUUUGGCAGUCAACAGUUGGGUCUGGUCAGUGAUCUUUCAUACUCGAGAUUUCCCCUUUACGGAACGCAUGGAUUACUUUAGUGCCAUGGCAUCUAUUCUGUUUUCAUUGCAUCUUGCUGUCGUGCGGAUAUUUGGGCUCCGCUCCACCCGUGGUUUUAUUCGCAUUAUACUCAUGAUCGUCUGCUACUGCUUCUUCAUCUUCCAUAUCUUUUAUCUCACUCUUUUUAAUUUUGAUUAUGGCUACAACAUGUUUGCCAGUGUGAUCGUCGGUGUUAGUCAUACUAUGUUGUGGUGGACUUGGGCUUUGGCCAACUGGAGAUCUCGUUCUAGCUAUGCUUGGAAGAUUAUUGUAGUUGGACUAGCUGUAUCCAUGGCCAUGCUCCUUGAGCUCAUGGAUUUCCCUCCACUUUUUGGCUUGUUUGAUGCGCAUUCGUUGUGGCAUGCUGCCACCAUUCCAGUCAUUCCGUACUUGUGGGAUUUUUAUUUGGAUGAUGCAUUGUAUAUCAUUCCUAUAAAAAUUCCUUGACUGCAGAAUGAGAACUGGCCAGAAAGCUAAAGCAUGACGUUGAUUACCCAUUUAUGUACAGUGGCUAUAAAAGCGUUUGAUGCUUUUAGCAGCUAUCAUUAUCCUCACAUUAUUUAAAUAGUUCUCGAUGAAUACUUCUAAUUUUAUAUUUUAUGGCUGUAUUCACGUAAACAGAUCACUAUCUUGUAAUGAUUGUCUUGGAAUAAACAAUCGUUACAUAUUC
Molecule: messenger RNA, 1232 nt
Organism: Batrachochytrium dendrobatidis JAM81
Lineage: Eukaryota; Fungi; Chytridiomycota; Chytridiomycetes; Rhizophydiales
Exons: 1
Coding region: 38-1009 (323 amino acids)
Biological process (GO): GPI anchor biosynthetic process
Cellular component (GO): endoplasmic reticulum membrane
Molecular function (GO): hydrolase activity, acting on ester bonds
Source: RefSeq, a predicted model, not a curated record